GUUCAAAAUUGGCAGCGAGUGCAUCAACAACUCGUAGGGUUUCAAAGUAGUUAUUUGUCAUGAAUUCUGCAUUAUUCGUGGUUGUCGCUGCGCUUGCGCUGCAUUCGGCGUUUGGUUGCAAGCUCAUAAUAGACUCUAUAUACGGGUUUACGGAUGCUAUAAGCGCAAAUAAAGACACCAGCACUGGAGAAUGGACGACGACUCUGACCAAGGAUCUCAUAAAUCCAAAAUUCGAAGUGUAUACACGCGGGGAAGAUAUAGCAAAAGGACAGCUGUGUGAUUUUGAAAAAGAAGGUAUAGAAGGAAUGCUGGCUCUGAUCAUAACGAUGGCUUUUGAGGAACGUAUUUGUGAACUGAUGAAGGGAGACUGGAAGGCCAAUUCUCAGCGGGAAAUUUCUGACGACAUCUGCGAAACGCUUCUGAAAAAUACAAGUGAAGAACAAAUAUCCCUGGGAGUUGAUAUCAAUGAAGGUGACGAAAACAUCGCUGCUAUCAAUUUGAUGGUGCGCUCCGCUAAGUGGAACCCGCGCAGUCGCGGAUAAAUGUCAAUUAAAAUUUCAAAUAUUUAAUGUUACAUACAUUUAACUGGAAAACCCUUAUCAAAGUGACUAAACAAUUCUUGUGUGCUAUUCCGCGAACUGGAAUUCCUCACUAUUUCACCAAAACAUUAUGACCUAAAAAACUUCGCGCCGUAAAUUCUCAGUUGAAAAAUUUUUCUGGACAUUCUCAGGUACAUUGACAGAUACACGGAGAGAAAAAUCUCUCGAAAAUUAGUGUACCUUCUCACCAACGCAUGGAACGUAUCGAAGGGGGCACAAGAAAGUAGUGGGAGACACUGAAAAAGUGGUAUCCCAUACUGAAAAAUUCAUAUGUGGCACCCUAAUUUUUGUGAGUCGUGCACUAAUUUUUCAUGAGUUUUCCGUAGUUUCUCAUGUGACUCUUCCGAAAAACUGGGUGAACAGCAUAUUCUAUUUUCUCAUUGAUGAAAUACACCAAUUUUUAAG
Messenger RNA from Diachasma alloeum, 1004 nucleotides. RefSeq lists its product as uncharacterized. The transcript has 4 exons. The record is from RefSeq and is a predicted model, not a curated record. NCBI's taxonomy places the organism in Eukaryota, Metazoa, Arthropoda, Insecta, Hymenoptera, Braconidae. Bases 60 to 542 code for a protein of 160 amino acids.